AAGGGCGAGAGGGUCUGGAAUUUUAAAGGGACGACGUAGGCCUGAAUUCCUUGCUCCGCAAGUGUUCCCUUUGUGCUCCUAGCGGCUUAUAAACUUGUGCAGGGACUCACUGGCCGCAGCGGGGCAAAAGAGAGCGCGCAGGGUCUCCGGGGAUGUAGCUCAGCGGCGUAGGGCUUGCCUGGCAAGCGCGAGGUCUUGAGUUCGAUUCCUUAUAUCAAAAGAAAACUAGAGAGCGGGUGUAGGGCCCAAAGUGGGCAGUGAUGGAGUCUCUUUUAACUGAUCUGCGCUUGGAAAAAAGGGAGGGAACAUGUUCCUGCCCCUCCCCUGCCUAGCCUCCUUCUUGGGGCCGCAGGGGUCUCUGUCAGCUCCUUAGCUGCCCCUGCCCAAUUUACCCGCUUCCGGUCCGUCCUCACUUCCAGCCCCUCUCCUGGGGGUAGGAGGAACGGGGCGGACAGGCCGAUUGGCUCCGGAACUGGAGCCGUGCGGGAUCGGGUUUCUGCAGGGAAGGCUUAGGCACGGGGCCCACCCUGGAGACUUUCGGUUUCUCCUCAGUUUCCCGGCCGAGGUCGCCAUGGAGGAACCCGAGAUGCAGCUCAAGGGGAAGAAAGUGACGGACAAGUUCACCGAGAGCGUCUACGUCCUGGCCAACGAACCGUCUGUGGCACUGUACCGGCUGCAGGAGCAUGUGCGCCGCUCCCUGCCGGAGCUGGCCCAGCACAAGGGAGAGCUGGGAGGAGCCCUGAGAGCCAUCCUUCUACUCCUGGCUGAGCCAGCCCUGCUGAUUCCUCAGGCGGACAUGCAGCGCUGGGAGGAGCAGAGCCAGGGUGCCAUCUACACUGUGGAGUAUGCCUGCAGUGCCAUGAAGAACCUGGUGGAUAGCAGCGUCUACUUCCGCAGCAUCGAGGGGCUGCUCAAGCAGGCCAUCAAUAUCCGGGACCACAUGAAUGCAGCGGCCCAGAGCCAUAGGUAGCACUGGUGCCGCCACCUGGCCAGGAGCCCCCACAUUGCCCCCCAACCUCGCUUUCCAUGUCGCAGGGCUGCUGCUGGCUUUCGCCUGUCCUCUGGCAUCGUGACACCCAGAGCCCAAGUUCUACUGUGUGCCAGGCUUAGAGCUGGGCCUCAAUGGUGACCCAGACUGGGGUACAGGGGGACACAGCAGCUGAGGAACCGGCUAGGGCCUGGAGCGCUUCACCCCACCUGCCAGGGAAGCAUGGACACAUGACAUACACACUCAUGGCUCUGUGGGCAUGAGGGAGGGUGACCCAGGAGAGCUGGGGUGUCUGAGGUAUGUAGACCCUCAGGAUUGAAAGGCACCCCACCCUCACCACAGGGUGCUGGCAGGAGUAGCUUUCUUCUCUCUGCCUUUAUUGUAACUUUAUUUCUGCUUUGUUUUUGAGAUGAGGUCUUGAAGUGUAGUUCAGGCUGGUCCUGAGCUCACAGUGAUCCUCCUACCUCAGCCUACCAAGCGCCCAGCCUCAUUAUAAUUUAAUAAAUGCACAUCUGAGCA
Molecule: messenger RNA, 1507 nt
Organism: Cavia porcellus (domestic guinea pig)
Lineage: Eukaryota; Metazoa; Chordata; Mammalia; Rodentia; Caviidae
Gene: Borcs8
Product: BLOC-1 related complex subunit 8
Exons: 4
Coding region: 572-970 (132 amino acids)
Cellular component (GO): BORC complex
Source: RefSeq, a predicted model, not a curated record